Messenger RNA from Cylindrotheca closterium, 2061 nucleotides. NCBI's taxonomy places the organism in Eukaryota, Bacillariophyta, Bacillariophyceae, Bacillariales, Bacillariaceae. The record is from the annotation of a GenBank genome assembly.
CGACGGUGCCUCUACACGACCCAUUGCAGUGGACAUCUCUCCCACCAACAACUUACCUACCGCUACGGCAUACCGGUCAUUGAUUCUCCGCAACCCACUCCCGAGGCCCACGCUGACAAUGUCACUGUGGCAAUCGACAACCUCCACAGUUCCCAAAGCCCAGCUCCGACAUCAUCUCGCACUGAUCGAAAGUCUUUCAUGAUGUCCAGCAUUGCCGAAGUCAGUCGCCACAACAUCAACCUUGAUGACGGUGAGAAGGAAUGGUUGAAAUGGCAUCAACGUCUUGGCCACCGUUCAUUCGCCAUUGUACGCUUCUUGAUGCGCACCGGGACCCUUGCUAAAAGUCAACGCAUGCGGACGCUGCACACCCACAUUUCCAAACAAGUUGAACCACCCAAGUGUGCCGCAUGUUGCUACGCCAAAGCUAAACAACAUGCCGUUGCCAAGGCCAAAACUCAUGCUUGCGUCAAGGAUGCUCCCAGCUCUCUUUGCGCCAACACUCUUUAUCCCGGUCAAGAGGUAUCCAUCGAUCAUCUUGUUUCAUCUGUUCCUGGCCAAACCUACACUGGCUACGGGAAAGGUCACAAGUCUGAGAUGUUCCGCGGAUCUGCUAUCUUCGUCAACAAUGCAACAGGAUAUAUCUUCGUUCAACAUCAGAAAUCCCUGAACACCCACAAAACAUUACGGGCCAAGGAAAUGUACGAGGCGAAUUGUGGUGACCUUGGUGUCGUUCCUCAAAAAUACUGCAGUGACAAAGCUGCUGUCUUCCACAGCCACAAAUACAAGCAACAUCUUGAAGCCUUCAGUCAAACUCAAAAGUUCGCUGGUGUUGGCCAACACCAUGCCAAUGGCAUCGUCGAAAAGGCCAUUCAGGACAUUCAAUCUACUGCCCGCAUAUGCAGUCUUCCUCCACAACCACCUCCCCAACGUCAACACUGGUCUCACACCCAUGGACAAAUUCUCCCGCCAACGUUGGCCCCACUCCAAAUAUCACGAUAUCCAUGUGUUUGGAGGCCCCACCUACGUUCUCGACAAGAAAAUCGCGGAUGUCCUUUUCACGCAAGCACAGUGCCGCUGGUCCUCAACCCUCGCACCGGUGCCAUCACACCCCAAUUCAAUUGCAUCUUUGAUGACUGGUUUGCCACAUUAUCCGCCAACGUCGACGAUGUCCCCACCUUCAUGGAGGAACAGUGGCAGCAUCUCUUUGGCGACUCCCAAUUUCAAUUUCCCACCGAUGAUAAUGAUCCUUCUUCCUUGACACCUCAAUCUCAAGUCCCCCUAUCUUAUGAGCCUUCCGCUCUUGAUUCCUUUGAACCUUCCACCAGCCGCUACGCCGGCACCCAACCUUCCCUAUCUGAUCCCUCCGUUUUCCGUGAACCCUCCCAGCCUUCGUUUGAGAGGGAGAGUGUGUCAGUUGAGAGGGAGCAGUCUCCUCCCGCCAAUAUUCCUACAUCCACAAAUACUGGCAAUCCUACUCCAUCACACCUUCAGAGGGAGCAACAAACUCAGUCAAAGAGUCCCCAUACAACGGCACGCAAAACUCCCAUUGACCUACCAUUGUCAUCAAUUCCGCCAACAUCAUCAUCCGGACCACCAUUGCGACGCAAGUCAGAUGAUGGUGGUAUUUGCGGAUUCUAUGACCUCCAUUUCUCCUACCUUGGCUACACCACCACAAACACUCCCAAAUUUGUGUUUCUUGACAGCAAGGCACCACCUGAUUCGAUCGAAUUUCUCAAAACUGGCACCACCGACCCUGAUAUUUUAAGCUGGGAUGAAGCUAUGGCUGGUCCUGAUCGAGACAAGUGGCGUGAGGCUGCCUUGAAGGAGAUCAGAGCACUCGAACACAAGCGCACAUGGUUGGAAGCCCCAGAAUCCAAUGCCACAGUCAGAGUAAUUCCUGGCACUUGGGUUUUUCGAGUCAAACGCGCGCCAGAUGGAUCCAUCAUCAAAUUCAAGGCCAGAUGGGUAUUACGAGGUGAUCUUCAGGACCUGGACAUGGACACCACCGCUGAAGUUGUCGCUUGGUCCUCGGUCCGCACAUUUAUGGUCCUUAGUCUCUAG